GGCCUUGCCGGGGCCUCCAGCUGAGCCGCCGCCAUGCAGAUCACGCUGAAGACGCUGCAGCAGCAGACCUUCAAGAUAGACAUCGAUCCUGAGGAGACGGUAAAAGCACUGAAAGAGAAGAUUGAAUCAGAAAAAGGGAAAGAUGCUUUUCCUGUAGCGGGCCAAAAAUUAAUAUAUGCAGGUAAAAUACUUAAUGAUGAUAUUGCUCUUAAAGAAUACAAAAUCGAUGAGAAGAAUUUUGUGGUGGUUAUGGUGACAAAACCCAAAGCAGCAUCAGCUGUUCCAGCUCCAUCGCCAGCUACAACUCAGCAGUCCAGCACUGCCACCACUACUGUUAGCUCUUCUACGAUAACUGCUUCAGCCCCAACACCAGCACCCAUCCCAGCCCCUGCUUCUGGACCAGUUUCAGCUCCUGCACCAGCCGCUCCAACACCUGCUGCGGUAGCUUGUGAGCCUGCACCAGUAAGUGCCCCUGUAGAAGAGAAACCAGCAGAGAAGCCAUUAGAGACACCAGCUGACACCAGUCCGUUACCUACAGACAGUUCAGCAGGUGAUACUUCACGAUCAAAUCUCUUUGAAGAUGCUACAAGUGCACUUGUGACAGGCCAGUCCUAUGAAAAUAUGGUGACCGAGAUCAUGUCGAUGGGAUACGAGCGAGAGCAAGUGAUUGCCGCACUGAGAGCCAGCUUCAACAAUCCUGACAGGGCGGUGGAGUACCUUCUAAUGGGAAUCCCUGGAGACAGAGAGAGUCAAGGUAUGGCUGAUCCUCCUCAAGCAGCCAGCACUGGUGCUUCUCCAUCCUCAGCUGUGGCGGCUGCAGCAGCAACUACAACUACUACUACUACAACUACUACUAGUUCUACAGGCGGACAUCCACUUGAAUUUUUACGAAAUCAACCUCAGUUCCAGCAGAUGAGGCAAAUUAUUCAGCAGAAUCCAUCUCUUUUGCCUGCCUUGCUACAACAGAUAGGACGGGAAAAUCCUCAGCUAUUGCAGUCCUCCCAUGCACCACAGCAAAUAAGCCAGCACCAAGAGCAUUUUAUUCAGAUGUUAAAUGAGCCCGUUCAAGAGUCAGGUCAAGGGGGCGGUGGCAGCGGCGGUGGUGGCAGCGGCGGAGUAGCAGCUGAAGCUGGAAGCCGUCACAUGAACUAUAUUCAAGUAACACCUCAGGAAAAAGAAGCUAUAGAAAGGUUAAAGGCACUAGGGUUCCCUGAAGGACUUGUGAUUCAAGCGUAUUUUGCAUGCGAGAAGAAUGAAAAUUUGGCGGCCAACUUCCUUCUACAACAGAACUUCGAUGAAGAUUGAAAGGGGAGAGACUCUUUUUAAAAAAAUCUCACAUCACACCAGUGCAUUACACGAGCUGUUCACUGGAUUGUCUGGGAUACUUGGGCUCAUAUCCAUGAUACUUGGUGUAAGGUAUGGGGGGUGGGGUGGGUGGGAGGGGAGAGAGAAGAAAAUAUAGAAAGGACACAAGGAAAGACAAGCAUGUCUCUGCUCUAAAUCAGCAGAUGCAGCAGAUCACAAAAUGUAAAAUACUAUACAACCAAAAAAUCAGCUUUUUUGCAGAUGUUUAGUUCCUUGACUUUAUUUCUCCCCCUCCCCUGCCCCUCCCCCAGUUUUCACUCUUUUAGUGUACUAGUUCCCAAAAUUAGUGCGGUGCCCUGCUUCAUUUCUUUUUAAUUAACAUUGGUCUUGGAGAUAGCCUUUGCUACCUAGAACUGACAGUCUGUAUUUCAUGGUCACACUGGAUAAUGACUUUGUAAAAUUGAAGAAAAGUAUAUUUGAGCAACUGUACAACAUAAAUGCCAAAAAGUGUAGGUGGAGGGGUGUUUUUUGCUGCUUCAGAUGUAUCAGAUUACUGCAAGAGACCCAUUUCACCCAAAUGGUUGAUUUAGAAUUAUUCAAAAUUAUAAAA
This is a messenger RNA of Euleptes europaea (tarantolino), 1915 nucleotides long. It is a transcript of the gene RAD23B, whose product is annotated as RAD23 homolog B, nucleotide excision repair protein. Gene Ontology annotation, molecular function: polyubiquitin modification-dependent protein binding; damaged DNA binding; ubiquitin binding. Gene Ontology annotation, biological process: proteasome-mediated ubiquitin-dependent protein catabolic process; nucleotide-excision repair. Bases 34 to 1305 code for a protein of 423 amino acids. The transcript has 10 exons. NCBI's taxonomy places the organism in Eukaryota, Metazoa, Chordata, Lepidosauria, Squamata, Sphaerodactylidae. The record is from RefSeq and is a predicted model, not a curated record. Gene Ontology annotation, cellular component: nucleoplasm; cytosol.